This is a messenger RNA of Penaeus indicus, 1900 nucleotides long. RefSeq names its product F-box only protein 21-like. Lineage: Eukaryota; Metazoa; Arthropoda; Malacostraca; Decapoda; Penaeidae. Bases 37 to 723 code for a protein of 228 amino acids. The transcript is spliced from 5 exons. Gene Ontology annotation, molecular function: DNA binding. The record is from RefSeq and is a predicted model, not a curated record.
UUAAAAUGCAUUCCAUUUUUUUUUGUAGGUCUUGCAAUGCCCUUCUUCGGCCGUGAUGCUGCUGUGCUAUGUGUGCUAAUGUGCUGUGUUCCGAUUCAGUACUGGCUAGCACAGCGCUCCUUUGUCAGCCCAGAUCACCGCACAGCUGAAGUGUACAAGCUGGUAGAGGAAGUGCGGAACUUUGCAAGUAACUGGCUUUCUGUAGAGACGUGGCAGAAUUGGUUAAUUGGAAUGAAGAAGAAGUUCAUCACUAAUGAUUACAGCCAUUGGUAUACAGCUGAAGCAAACGAUCCUGAGGGAGAGUGCCCAGCUGUGGAGGUCUGGCAUUUGCGGAACCCCAAGGGAAUGUUUGCGAUGUCACCCAAGCCCCGCACAAAUCGACCCCUAGGAGUGCGGUGGCGUAUUGGGCAGGUAGUGAAGCACAAGCGGUGGGGGUACAAGGGCGUCAUCAUAGGAUGGGAUCUGAAAUGUAAGGCUCCAGAGGCGUGGAUUGAGAAAAUGCAUGAUGGCCAUAAGCAUUGGAGAGAACAACCUAAUUACGCCCUGCUGGUCGACACCAAGGACCGGAGGAAUUCGCAGAUCACCUAUGUCCCACAAGAAAACAUCUCCCCAGUUUUAAAGGAAGAGGUGAAUCAUCCAGAAAUGACCACCUAUUUUGACUUCUAUGAUGGUGCCCAGUAUAUCCCAAGUCCUUGGCUGCGGGCGAUCUACCCACUCGACUAAUGGGGUCUGGCUUUCUUCUGUAUGCCAGCCUUGCCAAGGGUCCAACUGUCACCAUCAUUGCUGAGGAGGAGGGGGACCAGUUGAGAGUUGUGCAUUGGUGCUACUAGUCAGGUGACUGAAGUGACACAGAACAUGUAGUUGGCUUGUUGUUGAGGGACUUUCUUGAUUUAUGUGUAAGCCUGUAUUUAAUGCUGGAAUGAGGAAGGCAAUGCUAAAAAUGAGGAUGGUGUUGAACCAGAUUUUUUGCAAAGGAGUGUAUAGGAUUUUGUAUUUUGUUAUACCAAUUAACAAUAUUGGUUAAAUAAAGACUUGUUUAUGUUUGUUUGAUGUUAUAGGCAUUCAGCUUCUUGAGUUGAUGGCAUUCAUUACCUGUGAUGUAUAGCAUUCCGAUUCAGAAGUUGACAAAGAACGACACCUCACUAGUUAGCAAUGACAUUGAAGCUGCUUGCAAAAUCAUAUGGGGCAAUUAAAAUGUUAAUGAAUAAAAUUUUCUUUUGUUAAGAACUUGCUAAGAUAAAAGCCCCUCCAUAUGUGUCCUUUUUGCCUUACAUGUGCCUUUCUGCAGUCAUGAAUGAAAGGACUGGAAACAUUGCUAAUUAUAUUUAUGGAGAAGCUAUACUUUCGUCAGCCCUAAUGUGCCGUGCUUUUGAUUUUAUGACUAGGACUUGUAACAGAUUUCUCUGUCAGAGAUGGAUUAAUUGAGGUACAUUUAAGCUUAAAAAUCUUGUUUUGAUUUGGAAAGUUCAAGCUUUCCACAGGUGCUUAGUGCUGAUCUGAUUUUAUGAUUAUGGUGCGGCUUUGUUGUCAUAUUUAUUGAUAUGGAGAAUGUUUGAAAAUGUUAUAUAAACUAUAUAUCAUAGUUGUUGAGCUUGUUUCUUGAAUUACAAUAAUGGUAAAAGAUAUCUUGUUUGUUGCACACUGCAGUGGCAAGAGAGCUGUUGCAUGUAAAAUGCUUUGGUUCUGGAUAUAUGUAUAUGUAUGCAUGUAUCCUCCUCGGUCAGAAUACAGUAUACGACUCAAGUCUUGGUUGUAAGAGGAGAAUAGUGAAUCCUUUUCAGAGAAAUUUUAUUUUUUUAGUGAAGGAUGUUUUAUAUUGUUCUAUUUUCACAGGAAAAACAAAAAUAUGCCUUAUUAUAAACACAGUUUUGUUGUAAAAAAAUAAAUACUUGAUUUAGCA